CGCGCCGUUCACCUUUUUGCCUAUAAAUAUGCUUUUGGCUUCCUCCCCAAGAAUCCUUUCUACUUCUUGGGACCUUACCAAGAAAACGUUAUUUUCACUGCUUUCUCACCUCCAUCCCCAACGAACAAUUCUCCCGUUUCUACUGCUCACAUCCCCUCCCCUCCAUCCAACAAUCUUGCUUCUGAUUUCCGACUCCCAUGGUAUGGCGAAUGAGGAGAAGACGUUCCCCUGCAACGCCUGCCCCAAGCAAUUUGAAAAACUUGGCGACAUUGCCAAGCACCACUCGAGCACUCACCGCCAGUUGCCGUUUCUCUGCGGUAGAUGUGGACAAUGCUUCGUUUCGAAAGGUGAGAUUGACAAGCAUGCUGAAGAACCUCACUGUGGGAAAUGUGGGAAGCAUUUCCGCACCAAAUCUGAUCUUCUGCCGCACGUCAGGAUUCCUCACCCGCAGCCUGCCCGCCGUCGCCAGCGCCGCCGUUAAGUUCUUCCCCUCCCAGAAGCAAACGUGCCCUAGUGAAGAUGAGGUGACCCCUGAG
Molecule: messenger RNA, 536 nt
Organism: Linum tenue
Lineage: Eukaryota; Viridiplantae; Streptophyta; Magnoliopsida; Malpighiales; Linaceae
Source: the annotation of a GenBank genome assembly